This is a messenger RNA of Pseudoliparis swirei, 4441 nucleotides long. RefSeq names its product retinoic acid receptor, alpha a (gene raraa). The record is from RefSeq and is a predicted model, not a curated record. Gene Ontology annotation, cellular component: nucleus; transcription regulator complex. The transcript is spliced from 8 exons. NCBI's taxonomy places the organism in Eukaryota, Metazoa, Chordata, Actinopteri, Perciformes, Liparidae. Gene Ontology annotation, molecular function: RNA polymerase II cis-regulatory region sequence-specific DNA binding; nuclear glucocorticoid receptor binding; zinc ion binding. Bases 712 to 2079 code for a protein of 455 amino acids. Gene Ontology annotation, biological process: cellular response to corticotropin-releasing hormone stimulus; regulation of transcription by RNA polymerase II; retinoic acid receptor signaling pathway.
GCACCGAACACAAACAAGAGGCGCUGCUGCUGCUGCGUUUUUUUUCUUCUUUCUUUCCCGGGACCCUGGAUAUCAGAGAGCGGGGUCUGACCGAGGGAAGCCGCCCGGUUGUUGUGGCGCACGGAGGGAGACCGGUUCAUUUACGGGGCUUGACAGGAGUCCACCCGGCGGCGGCGGGCGCAAAAACGGGACAACCGACCGGCCGUCAGCCGUUAGGGACAAACUGCAACCGGACGGGAUUUGUGUCUCUGAUAAUUCCCCCCCACCCCCUCACGAAAAAUCCCUCCGUGGAGUCGCGCGCGCGGACUUGGGGGGAGAUCCGUGCUCUCUUCUCUGGGAUUUGUAUUCGGCUUCCUUUCCCCGGUGUUGAUACCGCCUCGCGAGGCCGAGUCCACUGCGCUGAAGUUCGGUGUGUUCGUCCCCCACAGUGGACCGCCAUGCAGGCGGUGCUUUUGAAUUACGUUUUCAAACUGAGCGCAGCCGACUAGACACUGACCCGCUCCUCGGGGGGUUCGGGGGUUCCGAUCGACCCAGAGCUGCAAGAAGAUGCCAAAUGUCCAAAUGUUCCCGCUGUGCUUGGAUUUACCACCUUUCCUUUCAAUUUGAAUGUGCCCCUCAGUUUCUAUCUCCGCUGGCUGAAAACCAACACGGCUCGACAAUAGUUUUUAUUUUAUUUAUGUUUUAUUGUUGUUGACAAUAACCUCGUGUCGUAUGAUGUAUGAGAGCGUGGACGUUGUGGGACUGACUCCCAGCCCCAACCCGUUUCUAAUGAUGGAUUACUACAACCAGAGCAGAGGAUGCUUGAUCCCAGAGAAAGGACUGGUGCCUGGCGCGCCGCAUCCCUACAGCACGUCCAUCCGGAACCAGCACUGGACCGGCUCCAACCACUCGAUAGAGACCCAGAGUACCAGCUCGGAGGAGAUAGUGCCGAGCCCGCCGUCGCCUCCGCCGCCGCCCCGCGUCUACAAGCCCUGCUUCGUGUGCCAGGACAAGUCCUCGGGGUACCACUACGGCGUCAGCGCCUGUGAGGGCUGCAAGGGCUUUUUCCGGAGAAGCAUCCAGAAGAACAUGGUGUACACUUGUCACCGAGAGAAGAACUGCAUCAUCAACAAAGUCACCCGCAACCGCUGCCAGUACUGUCGGCUACAGAAGUGCCUGGAAGUCGGCAUGUCCAAGGAGUCAGUAAGGAACGACCGGAAUAAGAAGAAAAAGGACGAGAAGAAACAGGAGUGCACGGAGAGCUACGUGCUGAGUCCCGACACGGAGCGGAUGAUCGACCGGGUCCGGAAGGCGCACAAGGAAACGUUCCCCUCGCUCUGCCAGCUGGGCAAAUACACUACGACGAACAGCUCAGAACGACGAGUGUCCUUGGACCACGACUUGUGGGACAAGUUCAGUGAACUCUCCACCAAGUGCAUCAUCAAGACGGUGGAGUUCGCCAAGCAGCUGCCCGGUUUCACCACGCUCACCAUCGCUGACCAGAUCACUCUGCUCAAAGCCGCCUGUCUGGACAUCUUGAUACUCCGGAUCUGUACGCGCUACACGCCGGAGCAAGACACCAUGACUUUCUCAGACGGACUCACGCUAAACCGAACCCAGAUGCACAACGCCGGCUUCGGCCCGCUCACCGACCUGGUUUUUGCCUUUGCCAACCAGCUCCUUCCUCUGGAGAUGGACGAUGCCGAGACGGGGCUGCUCAGCGCCAUCUGUCUGCUGUGUGGAGAUCGUCAGGACUUGGAACAGGCAGAGAAGGUGGAUGUCCUGCAGGAGCCCCUCCUGGAGGCGUUGAAGAUUUACGUAAGGAGGAGGCGGCCCCACAAACCGCACAUGUUCCCCAAGAUGCUGAUGAAGAUCACGGAUCUGAGAAGCAUCAGCGCUAAAGGAGCCGAGCGCGUCAUCACCUUGAAGAUGGAGAUCCCCGGCUCCAUGCCCCCUCUCAUCCAGGAGAUGCUGGAGAACUCUGAGGGCUUGGAAAGCGGCGCCGCAGGCGGCCGGCCCAGCGGCGCCCCCCCGGGCAGCUGCAGCCCCAGUCUGUCCCCAAGCUCGGCGCAAAGCAGUCCAGCCACACAAUCGCCGUAGUAGCGGCACCCACCUUUUUUAUUAUUCCUCACAAAGGGGGGCAAAGGAGGCGGGCGUGGGGGAGGGUGCCUUGCACCCUGACUGAUGUACACGGGAGACUAGCAGAGCCAUCCUCCUCCUCCUCCUCCUCUCUUACGACACAAGUCCCCACCUCCUGCUUUCUCUCACUCCGGAGCACCUUUCCAGAUGUGAAGGGGGGGGGGUACGGGGGGGGGCAACAGAACGCCUGAGAGACCACACCGUAAACACUGCUGAUGACUCCUCCCGCAUCUCUCUCCACUGCUGCUCCUCCCCUCUCCACCUUUCCCCCAAGAGACUUAUGGAAAUGAAUGUGGAUGCAGUGGUGACCAGUCUCCAAUGGAACUGGGAGUGGGCGGGGCUUCGUGGGACAAAUAUAUGAUCAAGACGGACUUGACAAACACCAGACACUUUUUUUGUUGUUGUUGUACUCUGGAGGCAGACUGCAAGCUCGGGACUUGUCGAAAAAGACCCCCCUCCUCAAAGACUCUGGGUCUUUUCUCUUUUUCCAACUUAAAAAACAAACAGAUUUCGUACAAAGGAUAUAUAAAUAUAUAUAGAAAGUUAAGGAAUUAUUGUGAUUGACAUGUGCAGAACCGAGUGGCAAGGUUGAAAUGAGGAUGUGUUUUCUGAGAUUAGAAAUUGUUGUAUUCCUCCACCGUUUAAAUCUUUUCAUACCCAUCGAGAGUAUUGAGAGACCUUUUUCAGUUGGAUCACAUUUGUACAUUAUUCCAAUUAACAAAAAGCUAAAUAUGUUGAAAUUUCUCUCCAGUCUACACACGCAAACACAAACAAACACCACACACACACACACACACAUGUGCACAGAAAACAAGUCGCAAUGAGUAUCACCUAAUAUUCCAGGUUGGAUUUGUUUUCCUUUUUUUGUUUUUCUUUUGCUUCCAAGAGAAUGGAGAAAAAAAAUGAUUGUAUGAACUUGGUUGUAUGAUAUGGUCACAGGUCCUUUCAAGAAAACAAAUGAAUGAAGAUUCAUUAUUAUUACGGUGUAUUUUAAGUAGCCUUUUGAGUUUGUGUAUAUAAGCUUUAUUCAUUUCUUUAAAACUAUGAAGAGUUUUAGGCUUCACCUGAAUUAUUAUUUUUUUUUUUAAAGAUGCCCUUUUUAUGUGUUUUUUGUUUAUAGGUUUUGUGAUGCAAGAAAAUACAUUUUGAGCACAUUUUACUGAAGGAAGUUCUUUCAUGUUUUGUGUCCCACUAAAUACUGGACAGACCCUUAACCAAUCACUGGCUGUUCGGAAUGUGGCUUUCACAGACAAUUUCAACCCCCCUCCCCCCUCCCCCUCUCCUUCACUUUUACAAACGUGUUUUUACAUGCAGUAGAAUGACAACGUAGCACUCCAGUCGGGGCAUAGCUUUUUUGGCCAUGUAGCAGAAAAGAGAUGGUGUUUUCUGAAAAUGGUGAGCAAAGAUGGCCGCUUGUAGCCAUGCCGGGUUCAAGUGAGCCGCGGCAGCUCGGCCUCAAAGAGAAUUAAAAUGUGAAGAAGGGUGUACAUACGCACUGUGUUACACACAAUGGAUCAAUAAUUUGUGGUGAAUGGGGGUGAAUACUAGAUUGUAGUGAUGCCUCUGCUCUGUCAGUGGUCAGGCAAGUGAAGGUCCCAAAUGUGAUGUUUGUCAACUAGGUCCUCACAAAUAUCCCCAUGGCAACCUGUGGUAGAAAAAAACAAAUAUGUGACUUUUAGCCGGAUCCAGAGCGACCUCGCACCCUGUGACUCACUUUACGCCAAAACGCCUUCACCGUUAACACACACACACACACACACUUCGUCUAGACCAUCGUUACUGUACACACGCCAAUGUCUCAGGAAGGAAUCAUUUUGUGUGCCUGGCCUGUUCGCUGCCCUGUGCUGCACCCCCUAAACCCUUCACAGAUUUACACACACACACACACACACACACACACACACACACACACACACACACACACACACACACACACACCUGCUACUGAGCCCCUGAACUAUUCUUCACUUGUUUUAUUUUUGUUGUUUUUUUGUGCAGAGAGACACUUACCCCCGACCCUGCAGCGUUACGACAUAGGAUGCCAGUGUGGAGUCUCUUCAAGUCGUUCAUGUUUCUUUUUAUUUGUAUGGUCAAAAGCUGCUUUCAUCAUUUGAGGACUUCACUGGUCUACAACAGCGCACAACAUUUGUUUCCCUCCACAGCUAAUCUGGAAUAGCAACGGACACACACACACACAUCAGUCAGUUUUGAGAAUUAUGGAAUAUGUUGCAAUUUUGUCAAGAUUAUCAAGUGACUUCAGAAAAAAAAAGAAAACCAAAAAAAAAGAUAAAAUAAAUAAAAAACAACAUUUAUUAUUAAAUGA